CUUCCUAUGGCUCUGGGGGUGGCCUGCUCUGGGGUGCUGGGUCCCUGGGAUGCCCCCCUGCCAGGGGUCACUAGGCUCCCUCCCAGAUAUGGGGGGCUCCCUGGGUCCCCUGCACCUGGCCGCACUUCUCCCAGGCAGGUUGGGGGACAGAGGCGCUGCCAGAGCCAAUCCCAGUCCUGUGGGCUGGUGUUUAAUGGACGAGGCGCGUCCCUGGGUCACAGAUGGGGACUGAAGCUGAGAGAUGGAAGUGACUCCCCCAAGGUCAGGUGGGACGUCUGGCAGAGCCAGGGCUUGAAUCCAGCUCCCCUCAGCACCAGCACCAGCCCCUGUCCCUGGAUGAGCAUCGUUCUGCAUUCGUUUGUCUGGCUAAUGCUGUCCCUGCCAUGCAUGUUCUCCCUCCAUUGCCCCUGCAGGGGCCAGAACCAUUACAGGCCAGGUGCCCUAGUCUGGAACUGCCAGCUCCCUUCCUUCCCUCUUCAGACCCCCCCAAACUGGGUCGGCAACAUGCAGCUAUCACUUCCGUGCCACUGCAGGGUGCAGGAGCUUCCCCAGCCCUCACUCAGCUGUGUCUCAGGUGUUGCUGGCCUCUAAGGGUUUAGCCUCUGGUGUCCCUUCCAUGCCGUGAUGUUUAACCUCAUUGUCCUUCUGUUGCUGGCCUGUCACACACGAGCUGUCUUUGCUGAUCCAGGCAUGGUCCCGCUGCCCGAUACCGCCAUCGACUUCUCUGACCUGCGCAGCAACACGCCCCACAAGAGCGAGCGGAGCAAUGAGGACUGGACGGUGUGUAACCGCUGUGAGACGUACCGCCCGCCGCGGGCGCACCACUGCCGCAUCUGCCACCGCUGCGUCCGCCGCAUGGAUCACCACUGCCCCUGGAUCAACAACUGCGUUGGCGAGUUAAACCAGAAAUACUUCAUCCAGUUCCUCUUCUACACUGGGCUGGCUAGUCUCUAUGCCAUGGGGCUGGUGUUAACCACAUGGCUGUGGCCGGUCGACAGGAGUUUCCCCGGGAAGAUGGAAGGUGUGGCCGGAGGCGUCUCUAACAACCACGUCCAGAUGGCUCACUGCAUCGUCCUGCUGGUGGAGUCCAUCCUCUUCGGGGUCUUCGUCACCGUCAUCUUCUAUGACCAGGUGGUCUCUAUCAUCACGGACGAGACGCCGAUCGAGCAGCUGCGGAACCGGCUGCUGAAGGAGGCGCGCCGGGAGGUGGCACACACCCGGAAGCCGAAGAUCGCGCUGCUGCGGGAGGUGUUUGGACGGGGCUUUGUGAUGUGCUGGUUUUUCCCAUGUAACUGCAGCCCCCCAUCAGGCGGGGCUCCUGCCUACAGCUACCUGCCCAACUACGAUGUGUGACCUCCGUGGCACCUCUGCAGACGCUGCCUCUCCCGCCUCGGGGAGGGGACUUGUACUGCCAGUGGCUUUGCAGAACUUGCCACCAAACGGCUCAUUUGGGCCUGCCCAGCUGCUCCCUGGUGGCAGCCUGGGGCCAGGGUGUGGCUGCAGCGCCCGACUCUGCUGGGUCUGCUGUUCCCGGCCCUGCGACUCCUCCUGGGACAUGGUGCUCCUGUGAAGCUGAGAUCCUGAGCUGUGGAGGGGGCACUCUCCAGCCCCCUGCGCCAGACUCCCUGCAGCGCCUGGCUGCUCAGCGGGUCCCGGCACCCGGGGCAUGGGGAGCGGUCGCUUAGGCAGGGUGGGCCCCGUGCAUGACCCUUCUCCUGGAUCAGUGUUAGUGCGAGGGGGGCUGCCCCCCGAGGCUGCAGUCUGACACCCCCCUCUUGCCACAACUGCAUCUGGAUCCUAGCCCCCUCCCUGUGCCUGCCUCCCUGGAGCUGGGCACCCUGCCCCCGGCUGCCAGCACCUCGCUGCGCGGGGAUGGAGCCGGUUGUUCUCUGCUCCUGGCCAGGGAGGGAUGGCACCACUUGUACAUAGCCCUGUGCGGCAUUACCAGUGCGUUCGGCUCUGGGCGCCUGCUCUCUGUGUGUGUCUGUCUGUUUGCGAUAGCUGAACUCGCUUGUGCCCAGGCAAAUCGGAGCUCCUGUUCUUGGCCCUGGCAGCAGCCUCUGCUUACUCGUAGCCCCUCCAUGCCAUCCCCAGGGGGAUGGCCCGCUCUAUAUCGCAGGGGUGGGGGAGGGGGUGCUGGCACUCCUCGCUGGUGGUCCCCUCCAGCCCAGCAGGCAGUGUUACUAUUUAUUAGGUGUAUUACGGUAGCGCCUGGGAGUCCCAAUCCCGGAUGGGACCCCGUUGCCAGGGUCUGUACAAACACAGAACAGAAAGAUGGUCUCUGCCCCAAGGAGCUCGCAGUCUGAGACAGGAGCUGGUGCAGACAGAUGGAGGAGGCAGCAGCUAGAGCACUGGACUGGGGGAGCUUGGGUAGGUCACUUCCCCCUUUGGUGCCUCAGUUUCCUCAUCUGUAAAAUGGGAAUAGUGAUAGCACCUCCCAUUGUAAAGCACGUGGAGAUCUGCUGAUGAGAAUUGCUAGAUAAAAGCUAGGUGGUGUGAUGAGGACUGAGGCAGGGCAGUGGGAUCUGCGGUGCUCUUCGCACACCAGCAGCAUAACCCAAGGGCUGACAGCCCUUUGGCCUGACUCCUGCAAGCUGUGAAUAAACCCUGCCUGGGAACUGC
Molecule: messenger RNA, 2622 nt
Organism: Mauremys reevesii (Reeves's turtle)
Lineage: Eukaryota; Metazoa; Chordata; Testudines; Geoemydidae
Product: palmitoyltransferase ZDHHC3-like
Exons: 9
Coding region: 625-1353 (242 amino acids)
Biological process (GO): peptidyl-L-cysteine S-palmitoylation; protein targeting to membrane
Cellular component (GO): endoplasmic reticulum; Golgi apparatus
Molecular function (GO): protein-cysteine S-palmitoyltransferase activity
Source: RefSeq, a predicted model, not a curated record